Molecule: messenger RNA, 579 nt
Organism: Hermetia illucens (black soldier fly)
Lineage: Eukaryota; Metazoa; Arthropoda; Insecta; Diptera; Stratiomyidae
Product: general odorant-binding protein 99a-like
Exons: 2
Coding region: 121-525 (134 amino acids)
Biological process (GO): sensory perception of smell
Molecular function (GO): odorant binding
Source: RefSeq, a predicted model, not a curated record
UUAUCGACGACAAACAGCCGGCAUAGGUUCACUAGUAUAAAAUCUAGAGAAUUUUCAGGAAAAUCAAUCAGUUGCAGGCUAAGUGCUAAGUGAACUAAGUGCAUUAACUCAAAACUCAAGAUGAAAUUAUUAAUUGUUCUCUGUGCAAUCAUUGCAAUUGUCGCAGCCGAUUGGGAGCCCCACUCGCGUGAAGAAUUCUCCAAGCAUCGCGAAGAAUGUAUAAAGGAAGGCAAGCUUUCGGAAGAAGCUGCUGAAAAAAUAAGGAAGCACAAUUAUCCUGACGAUGAGGACACCAACUGCUUCAUACGUUGUAUGGGCGUAAAGGCUGGAACAUGGGAUGAUUCUAAAGGAUAUGAUGUUGACCGGGUCUACGAAACUUUCAAAGUCAAUAAUAUGGAAGCGAGCAAGGAUGAUUUGAAAAAAUGUUUCCAUCAACUCAUGGAUGUUAGCAACUGUGCCUGGGCUGCAAAUAAUAUGAAGUGUCUGUGGGAGCACAAGUAUGUUGUUAAGAAGGAAGCAGCAUAAAUGAAGAAUUAAGAUUAAAAAUCGAACAAAUAAAGUUCGUUAUGUUCAAAAAAA